GAUUUUGACAAGUGACAUAUAUCAAGCUUAAAGUCGCGCUUUUCUUGUAACAUUAAAUGGUGUUGGUGUCGGCUUAGAUGGUCUUUAAACUGCGUUAAAAUGGCAAACGUAAAUCUUGAUAAAGAAACAUUUUACCGUAGAUUAAAAAAGCUGUAUAAUUUCUGGCAAAAUUCGGAUAGUGAAAAUGGACUUUCGAAGAUGGAUGCGCUAGUUACUGCUGUUGGCAAAGACGACGACAUUGUAUACAGCAAAUCCGGUGCAUUGCAAAUAUGGCUCUUUGGCUACGAACUUACAGAUACCGUAAUGGUCCUUACCGAGAAAAAAGCUUAUUUUUUAACUAGCAAAAAAAAGAUAGACUUUCUUCGACAAGCAGACACUAAGGAGAAAGAUGAUGGCCACAUUCCUUUGGGUUUAUUAGUGCGAGACAAAGACAGUGAUGAAGCCAAAUUUAAAGUGUUAUGUGAAGCUAUAAAAGAGAGUAAAAAGGGGAAAACUUUGGGUGUUUUUUCUAAAGAUAAUUACGGUGGUUCAUUUGUUGAAGGCUGGAAAGCAGUAGUUAAAAAACAAGAUUUCCAAACUGUUGAUAUGAGCUCUCAGAUUGCCUAUCUUAUAUGUCCGAAAGAGGAAUCAGAGAUUCUUACAAUUAAAAAAGCCUCAAUGGUAACAGUAGAUGUAUUCACAAAAUACCUUAAAGAUCAAAUAAUGGAAAUAAUAGAUUCUGAGAAAAAAGUAAAACAUAGUAAAUUAGCAGAGGGUGUAGAAUCUGCAGUUAAUGAUAAAAAGUAUGUAUCAGGAGUAGAUAUAAAUCAGGUUGAUAUGUGCUAUCCAGCUAUCAUACAGUCUGGUGGCAACUACAAUUUGAAGUUUAGUGUAGUUAGUGAUAAAAACACACUUCACUUCGGAGCUAUAAUUUGUUCACUAGGAGCCCGAUAUAAAUCUUAUUGUUCAAAUAUUGUGAGAACUUUAUUGGUAAAUCCAACUGAGGAAAUUCAAAAUAAUUAUAAUUUUUUGCUCACCAUAGAAGAAGAAUUGAUGAAAAAGCUUCAGAGCGGAGUAAAACUAUCUGAUGUUUAUGAUACUGGUUUGCAGUUGGUUAAAAAAGAAAAACCUCAACUAGUAGAUCAUCUCACCAAAAAUUUUGGAUUUGCAAUGGGGAUUGAAUUCAAGGAGAAUUCACUUAUUAUUGGACCAAAAACGACAGUUGAUGCUAAGAAGGGCAUGGUAUUCAAUUUAAAUAUUGGGUUUUCAAAUUUGGAAAAUAAGGAAGCUUCCGAAAAAGAAGGAAAGACAUAUGCUUUGUUCAUAGGAGAUACAGUACUAGUAAAUGAUGGUCAACCGGCAACUGCUUUAACAAUAUCAAAGAAAAAGAUGAAGAACAUUGGUAUUUUUCUCAAGGAUGACUCAGAUGGUGAAGAAAAUGAUGAAGAAAAAGAAAAUACACCCAAGACUGAAAUUCUUGGUAGAGGAAAAAGAACUGCUGUUUUAGACUCCAAAUUGCGAACAGAACACAGUACAGAGGAAAAAAGAAAAGAGCAUCAGAAAGAAUUGGCAGCCCAAUUAAAUGAAAAAGCCAAAGAACGUCUUGCAAAACAGUCGGGAUCUAAAGAUAAAGAAAAAGUUAGAAAGAACACAAUCUCUUAUAAAAGUGUUAAUCAAAUGCCUAGAGUUCCUGAAGUGAAAGAACUCAAAUUAUAUGUUGAUCAAAAGUAUGAGACUGUUAUUUUACCAAUAUAUGGAAUUGCUGUACCAUUCCAUAUAUCUACUAUUAAAAACAUCUCUCAAUCUGUUGAAGGAGAUUAUACUUAUCUACGUAUAAAUUUUUUCCAUCCUGGAUCUGCCAUGGGAAAAAAUGAUGGUAAUGUAUGGUCACAUCCUGAAGCUACUUUUCUCAAAGAACUGACCUACAGAUCAUCAAACACAAAGGACCCUGGUGAAGUGACAACUCCAUCAACCAACUUGAAUACUGCUUUCAGAUUGAUAAAAGAAGUACAAAGGAAAUUCAAAACUCGCGAAGCUGAAGAAAAAGAAAAAGAAGAUCUGGUUAAACAGGACACUCUUGUAUUAUCCCAAAAUAAGGGUAACCCUAAACUGAAGGAUUUGUACAUCAGGCCAAAUAUUGUAUCAAAACGAAUGACUGGAUCAUUAGAAGCUCAUACAAAUGGGUUUAGAUAUACAUCCGUUCGAGGAGAUAAAGUUGAUAUUCUUUACAACAAUAUUAAAAAUGCAUUUUUUCAACCAUGUGAUGGUGAAAUGAUCAUUUUGUUACAUUUCCAUUUGAAGCAUGCCAUUAUGUUUGGGAAAAAGAAACAUGUUGAUGUCCAAUUCUACACUGAGGUUGGUGAAAUUACAACAGAUUUAGGAAAACAUCAACAUAUGCAUGACAGAGAUGAUCUGGCCGCUGAACAAUCUGAAAGGGAGUUGAGGCAAAAGUUGAAGACUGCAUUUAAAAGUUUUUGUGAAAAGGUUGAAUCGAUGACUAAACAGGAAAUUGAAUUUGAUACUCCAUUUAGGGAGUUGGGAUUUCCAGGAGCACCUUUCCGUUCUACUGUUCUUCUCCAACCAACUUCAGGUUGUUUGGUAAAUCUCACAGAAUGGCCUCCACUUGUUAUUACUUUAGAAGACGUAGAAUUGGUACAUUUUGAACGUGUACAGUUUCAUUUGAAGAACUUUGAUAUGGUGUUUGUUUUUAAAGAUUAUCAUAAAAAAACUGUCAUGAUUAAUGCCAUACCCAUGAAUAUGUUGGACCAUGUUAAAGAAUGGUUAAAUUCAUGUGAUAUCAGAUAUUCUGAAGGUGUUCAGUCUCUCAACUGGGUGAAAAUUAUGAAAACAAUAACAGAUGAUCCAGAAGGAUUCUUUGAUAGUGGUGGAUGGACGUUCUUGGAUCCUGAAUCUGACGAAGAAGUUGCCAAUGAUGAAGAAUCUGAAGAAGAGGACGAGGCUUAUGAACCUACAGAUAAUGAUGAAGAGGGAUCUGAUUGGAGCGAAGAAGAUUCUGAAUAUUCAGAAGGAGAUACAGAAGAUGACGAUGGAGAUGAAUCUGAAGAUUUAGGCUCUGACGAAGAAUCUGGAAAGGAUUGGUCAGAUUUAGAAAGAGAAGCUGCUGAAGAAGAUCGAGAAAAGGCGUAUACAGGCGAUGAUGACGAUAGCAGAAGGAGCAAAAACCGGAAUAAAGGCAGCGAUAAAUAUUCUUCUAAAAAAGACAAAAAUAGUAAACACAGCAGCAAUCAUAAGAGCUCUAGCAAACAUUCCUCUUCUAUUAGUAAACAUUCUAGUUCAAAAGAUAGAGACAGGCGUUCUUCUUCCAAUCACAAAUCUUCUAGCCACUCUAAAUCUUCAUCUUCAAAAGACAGAGACAGGCACAAUUCUUCGCACAAGAGCAGCAACUCUAAUGAUAAGAAAAGGCACAGGAGUUCCAGCGGCGACAAACAUCACUCAAAAAAAUCUAAAAAGUAAAAGUAUAAUUUUAAUGAUCUUUUUAUUAGAUUGCAAGUUUUCUUAAUCAUUAAUAAAAAUGUCAUUUCUCAUAGAUUUGUAGAUGUUUUCACCGAAAAGUUUUGUGAUUUUCAUGUAAAUAUUAACUAAUUCUAUUGAGAAAAAAUAUGUUUUUAGUAUACUUUUAUUGUAAAGAACUUGGCUAAACAUUUCAAUUAUAUGAAAAUUAGGAAGGGUUGAAAUCUUUGGGAUGAUUUUUGAUGUCAAUAUUUGACGUGUAUUUCAAUAAAUAAAAAAGAAAACUCCCUUUUGGUGUUACUAGAAAAUAGGAAUAUAAUUUUCUUUAAAAUAUGAAUAUAAUUACAAUUUGAACGGUAUAUAUUCAAGAACUAGCUGCCUAAAAUCAAUAACUAACUGUGAUGUUUUAUGAUGAUUAUUCCAUUCAACUUAAUUUUUUUUACUAAGGUCAUAUUUUUUUAGAAACAUGUUAUCUUACAUCAUAAAAGCUUUUACAUAACAGAUCCUGUGGUAUGACUCUGUUCUUAGAUAUCUUGCCUGUAUGUUUAAUUUAUUUCAACAAAACAGUCAGAUUUCCUUAGUUAAAAAAUUUGAUUUGUACUUAUUACUACCUCCAUUUCAUAUCCACAUAUUCAUUAUAAAUUGGGAUUUAGAUUAGUUGUAUGUGUAUCUGUGUUGUUUUGAACUAAUUUAGUAGUUUGUAAUACGAGUUUUUUAUCUUCUCUGUUUUUCAUAGAAGUUUUUAGGCGUUAGCUGCUUGUUAAAAGAAAAGUUUUCGCCCGACUUUAGCCAGGUAAUAACAGUUUUUAAUUUCCAUUCUUGUAAAUACAGUAGGCCAGGUUGUUUAAAACACAGAAUCAAAUGUUAAGUUAUAAUCAAUCAAUAGAAUUAAUUGUACUUGAUUAUCACAAAUAUGCUUAACAAUUUUGUGUACAGUUACUCUUUUUGAUAUGUGUAUUUUUUUUUAUUAUUAUUAUCAUGUAUUACGGUUGGUUGAAACAAAUUUUAAAAUCUUAUAAGAAUAUAAUCAUAUAAUUUUAUCUUUUAAUAUCUCUUAUGAAGGAGACUUUUCUGUUUUCUGCAAACACCUUCAGUUCUUAGUCAACCUUUACCACCUCUAAUACAGAUCUCUGUGAAUGUCAGUGACUGGAUUUCAUAUUACAUGUUUGUUUUCAUUAUUUCUGUAUUUACGGCAUUUAAAUUAUAUUCCUUACACUAUUCCAAACAUUGUUUCUUUUCUAUAUAGUUUACACAUUAAAUUGUUUAUGUAUUAUAAUGGUAGUCAUAAUUUUUUUAAGUAAAACUUCAGUUGUGCAGUUUAUUUGCCUAGAUUUUGAAGAAAUAUUGUUUUUCGUUUGUCUAAUGUUAAAAUGUUUACCAAAAUAUUUAUUAAUGUAUUAUAUUUAUAUAAAUAUGAACAGAUCGUUAGCCUUAUUUAUAAUGUGAAUGAGGUCUUAGUUAUUGUUUUAAAAGUUGUACCGAACCAACCACUAAAUAAACAUUUUCAUAUAAU
Messenger RNA from Diorhabda sublineata, 4963 nucleotides. It is a transcript of the gene dre4, whose product is annotated as FACT complex subunit spt16. Gene Ontology annotation, biological process: transcription elongation by RNA polymerase II; positive regulation of transcription elongation by RNA polymerase II. NCBI's taxonomy places the organism in Eukaryota, Metazoa, Arthropoda, Insecta, Coleoptera, Chrysomelidae. Gene Ontology annotation, cellular component: FACT complex. The transcript is spliced from 6 exons. Gene Ontology annotation, molecular function: nucleosome binding. Bases 100 to 3453 code for a protein of 1117 amino acids. The record is from RefSeq and is a predicted model, not a curated record.